AUGACGUUGCAAGAUCGAUGUGUUGUGGUUGCUGGACAGGCGCCUGCCGCGAGGUUGGAGUUGACGCUCGGCCGCCGCCAAGCCUGGAGCUCCGCGAGAGCUGUCGUAACUUCAGAAAACAACUACGACAACGAUUCGGUCACCUUCUCGCCCCAAGGUCGUAUCUUCCAGGUCGAAUAUGCAUCAGAAGCGGUCAAGCAAGGUUCGGUCGUAGUGGGCCUUGUCAGCAAGACACAUGCCGUGCUUGCGGCUAUCAAGAGGAACGCCGAGGAGCUCUCAUCCUACCAGAAGAAGAUCAUUCCAAUUGACUCGCACUACGGUGUCGCCCUCGCCGGUCUUGCCUCUGACGCCCGUGUACUGUCCAACUUCAUGAAGCAGCAGUCGCUCGCCUCCCGCCUCACCUACGACCGUGCCAUCCCGCUUUCAGAGAUCACUUCCCGCAUUGCAGACCGCGCCCAGACCAACACUCAACAGUACGGACGAAGACCAUAUGGCGUUGGCUUGUUGAUUGCAGGUGUCGAUUCGAAAGGCCCCCACCUUUUCGAGUUCCAGCCUAGCGGUGUCACACAGGAGAUGAUUGCGUGCGGCAUUGGUGCGAGGAGUCAGAUGGCGAGGACAUACCUGGAGAGGCAUCUCGACGAGUUUGAGGGUGCCAGCAGGGAGGAGUUGAUCAAGCAUGCCUUGAGGGCACUGAAGGAAUCGCUGUCACAGGACAAGGAGCUGACAGUCGAUAACACCAGUGUCGGUGUUGGUGGCAUCAAGGAGGACUUCGCGCACUACGAGGGUCAAGAAGUCGCGGAAUGGCUGGACGCCACGUUCGAGAACCAGGGCGGCGACGAGGAGGGCGGGGACGCCAUGGAGACCGACUCAUGA
Parastagonospora nodorum SN15 is the source of this 873-nucleotide messenger RNA. RefSeq lists its product as hypothetical. Gene Ontology annotation, cellular component: proteasome core complex, alpha-subunit complex; proteasome core complex; nucleus. The transcript has 3 exons. Bases 1 to 873 code for a protein of 290 amino acids. Lineage: Eukaryota; Fungi; Ascomycota; Dothideomycetes; Pleosporales; Phaeosphaeriaceae. The record is from RefSeq and is a predicted model, not a curated record. Gene Ontology annotation, biological process: ubiquitin-dependent protein catabolic process.